UUUCUUGAAUAUAUGUUUAUAUUGAUAUAUAUGUAGAUAUGUGAUGUGAAAGUUGGAGCAAAAGCUCACAUGUAGAGAGAUGAAGAUAUUUUGACUUUUGAUGGGUACAUUACAUAAUAUAUGUGUUUAUAUUUUUAUUGGAUAUUUUUCUUUUUUAUUUUCUUGAACAUUUAUGUAUGUUGAUGUGAAGAUGAAGCAGAAGUUCACAUGUAGAGAGAUGAAGAUAUUUUGACUUUGAUGGGGUUGCUUAUACAUUAUACGUGUAGGAGUAUACUUUUAUCCAUGUAUAAAGAUCUGCAUUGAAAGCAAGUGACUAGUACAUGAUAUGCAGAGUUUACAGCACAUGGUUCCUCAUUACCUUUCUUGUCCUCAAAGAUCAGUUUAUGAAAUUUCCUCUCUGUUAUUUCCAAGUCCAAGACAGAACAAUCAAGUUUUUGUUAAUGGUUUGAUUCAUAAAUCCAGCUUCUUUAGAUCAAGCACGUUUAUAGGUUGUUAUCGUCUUCAUCAUAAUCUGAGAAAUGUGGUUUGCAAGGCGAGAUUCAAUGAGUUCCCCAAUGAAGAUUCAUCAAAGGGUAUUGAAGAUUUGUCACAAAGAUUUUAUAUUAAUGAAAAGUUCUUGAACCAGUUUUCCCCGCCAAGGUUCGAUUUCCUUGAUCCAAGUUCGUUUGGGAUUAGUAUGUGGUACACACCUGAAUGGCCUGAAGACGAUGAGAUUGACAAAGUCAUCAUUGAAAGCAAGGCAAACAGCCUUGAGAUUCCUGUUUCAUUGAGGAUGAUCAGGAGGAAGCAGAAAUAUCAGGAGGGUUUUUCCGAGAACAUUACAGUGAAGGAUUUCAAUUGCUGCUCGGCGAAAAAGGCUUUCUCUUCAAUGGUGUUCAUCAUCAGAGAGCUUCAAAGCCAUGCUUUACAAAUAAGAGAAGACACCUGUUCUUCGGAUUUGGAGGGGAUUGUGAAGAAGAUGCAGAGAGAAAUGAAUGCUUCAUUUGUCUGGUUAUUUCAACAAGUGUUCUCAAGAACACCUAUUCUCAUGGUUCAUGUCAUGAUUCUCUUGGCUAAUUUCACAAUCCAUUCCUUGGCUAAUCAGACCUUGGUUGUAGCUAAUCAACCAAGCACAAUCUCUAACAAAACUAUAUCAGAGGAGAAGAUGAUUUUGAAGGAAAUCAAGAAUCAAAACCAACCAAAUAUUGAACCCUCCUCAGCCGAGAAGUCAGCUUUUUCAUCCUCCAGCGCAGGCAAUAACAGUGAGGGAGAAAGUUUAGGUGAAAUUGACAUUGCAACUAGAGACGGAGAUUCGCAUCUAAACAAUCCAUUGCCAUCAAUUCAAUUCCCCAAUCAGAUUUUACAGGCUCCUAUGCAUGUCCUAGAGGAAGGGGAAAAAGCAUUGUGGAACUCCGUUGUGGAGGAAGCUUCAAGGCUGCAAUCUGAAUCGAGAGACGAUAUUCUCGAUCAUCAGACAGUGCAGCAGUUUGUUUCACCAUUCACCGUACAGAUGGAACCGGAUGAUUAUGAAGAAUACUUCAGAACAGACCUUAUGUAUCAGAUGGGUUUGGCAAAGGAGCCUAAUAAUCCACUUCUGCUACUGAAUUAUGCACAAUUUCUCAAUCUUGUAGCUAAAGACCAUGACAGGGCGGAGGAGUGCUUCAAGCGAGCAAUCCAGUUGGAACUACCAGACCCAGAAGCAUUGAGUCUAUACGCAGACUUCUUAUGGAGAGUGAGGGAUGAGCUGUGGGAUGCAGAAGAGACAUACCAGCAAGCAAUGGAGGCUGCACCCAAGAACCCUUAUUAUACAUCAAAAUAUGCAAAUUUCCUUUGGAGCACUGGUGGGGAAGAAACCUGUUUCCCUCCUGUACCUAUAAAUCAAAUUGCUUGAUUUUGCAGUAGAUAGAGAUAGGCAGCAUAAAAAGAAAUGGAGCAAUGCCCCAUUAGAGUCCCAGUAACAUUAUAAAUCCACAUGGAAUUGUACAGUUUUCUGGGUUUUUUGUAUGAGUUUGUAGUGGUUGUGCUAAGCCAUGUAAACACAUGGAGAUGUAAGUAUACGGGUGAUAUGGUUAGUUUAUGUAUUGAAUGCAAAAACU
Molecule: messenger RNA, 2075 nt
Organism: Carica papaya (papaya)
Lineage: Eukaryota; Viridiplantae; Streptophyta; Magnoliopsida; Brassicales; Caricaceae
Source: RefSeq, a predicted model, not a curated record